UCUUUUGUUCCGGAUGUGGAAUAUAUGUUUAUAUACUUCACUAUCUAAUUCUAUGAAGGAAAAUACAAGUUUCAUUCUAUUUUUUAGGUAAUGAUUGAUUAAGAAAAGUUGAUAGACCAAAUCUAAGAUAAACCCUACUUAUCUUUAAAAGUCAAAAGCACAUUUUGUCAAUUAUGAUUGACAGAUACUGAAAUUGAGACUCAUCAACUACAUGCAGCCCUAUAUUACCUUAUUGCCAUUUCCGCCCAUCCUAAUUAAAGGAGAAUGUAAAAGCAAAUUGGAUACUUAAGUUUGUUCCUAAUAUCUCUGUUGUAAGUUUGUGACUUUUAGUUGUCUUGUUUGGUAAUGUUCACUUUAGGAAAAUGGUGACAUAAUCUUGUAUUUGGGAGUGGACAUAAUCAUCUAACAUUUGAAUAAAGUUAUCAAUCAAAACUUUAUUUUCCAUAAUACGGAGUAUAUUCUAGACUGUAUGUCGAUCUUUCCAUUCAUUUGGGAAAAUAUUGAUAUUUCUAUAACUCGUUUACUUCACUAGAAUAAAGUCUAACCAACUUCAACAUAUAAUUGAAUCGGUUUUCUAAAAAUAUGAUGUAAAUAUAAACGUUCUCAUAUAUAUGGAAUACAUCGUAUUCACUAGGGGUGGGACAUCUUAGAACAAAACUACAUCGCAUUCACUAGGGAAGUAUGUCUUUUUCGAUGUGUCAAAUUAACAUUUUGGCCUAUCAGGCGAAGAAAUUGCAUAUAUUAAGUUCUUUUUAAAGAAACACAAAUUUCAAAUUUAUCUCCGAUGAUGUACGCAUCCGUUUAACUCCCAUUAAUUUCUCCAUCUUCCUGCCCUAAACUCCAAAAUUGAUGUCAAUAUUGUUACUCAAAUCUGUCCCCUUGUAAUUAAACCUACAAGAAGUUUGUUACACAUAAGUGAGAAAAAUGAGACUUCAUUUCAUAGAGGUUAAAAUUGCAACUUCACAAGAAAAGUCACUUCAAAUUUCAAAACAAGACAGAAAGCAAAAACUGAUUGGUUUGAACACAACAACACACAGUACCAAUUUGAAGAAACUGCCUCCUUCUUCAAUCAUCAUUUCAUACCCCAAAACACAACAAAGUCUUCUCCCUAAAACCCACAUUUUCUCUCUCUUCACCUCCCAAGAAAAAGAGAAAAACCCAUUUUCUAUGCAGCCAUUUUCUCAAGAAAAAAUGGCCACUUUCCUAAAUCAACAACAACAAUUACAACAAACAAGCCCUUAUUUAGAUUUUAAAGAAGAAUCUCAGAUUGUAAUCCCAAAUUCAAAUUCAAAUUCAAAUUCCAACCAUUUAAUUAGCACUAAUCUUGAUGAAAACAGCCCCAUAAUCAAGAAACAAAACCCUCCAAAGAGAAAAUCAAACAAAGACAGACACAAGAAGGUUGAUGGCAGAGGAAGAAGAAUUAGGAUGCCUGCUCUUUGUGCUGCAAGAAUCUUCCAAUUAACAAGAGAAUUAGGUCAUAAAUCGGAUGGAGAAACGAUACAAUGGCUGUUACAACAAUCAGAAGAAGCAAUUGUGGCUGCUACUGGGACUGGAACUAUGCCAGCAACAUUCUUAUCAGGUUCAGGGUCCUCUGUUUCAGAACAGAGGUGCUCUGUUUCUUCUGGCAUUGUUUCUGGGUUUUCUGGGGGUUUAAGCUUGAUUAAUGGAAAUUUGGGACGAACCCAUUUUCAAACUGGAUCAUGGGGAUAUGGGUCUGGUUCGGUUCAUGAACCGGGUUUUUCGAGCUCGAACUCGAGUCUGAUGAGGGAGAGUUUGGAUUCUAGGCAUAAAAUGGGGGUUCAAGCAAUGGGAAUGUCAAAUUUAAACAUGGGUUUGAUGAAUUUUGGACAACAACAACAACAAUUACAAGAAAGGGAUAAUUUGGAGCUUGGUUUGUCACAAGAAAAUGCUGGUUUUAGUGGUUUGAAUUAUGGAGCAAUUAAUCAAAUGUAUCAACAAUUUAGGCAAAACAGAGAAGAAGCUGGAUUUGGGAUUGAUCAACAAGAGAACUUUUUUGAUGAUGGUGAUUCUCAAAGUUCAAAAUUAAGUGGGAUAUGAAUUAAUUGCAAAGAUCAAAACUUUUUUUUUUUUGGGUGAUAUUUUGAUUAGUGUGAGUUUAUUAUUGAUCAAUGUUAUCAAUUUCAUGGCUUGAAUGUAAGAAACAUGUUUUUUAAUUUUAAACAUUUUGUAGAAA
Spinacia oleracea (spinach) is the source of this 2194-nucleotide messenger RNA. Its product is annotated as transcription factor TCP20-like. NCBI's taxonomy places the organism in Eukaryota, Viridiplantae, Streptophyta, Magnoliopsida, Caryophyllales, Amaranthaceae. The transcript has a single exon. The record is from RefSeq and is a predicted model, not a curated record. Gene Ontology annotation, molecular function: DNA-binding transcription factor activity; sequence-specific DNA binding. Bases 925 to 2058 code for a protein of 377 amino acids. Gene Ontology annotation, cellular component: nucleus.